GCUUCCUAAUUUGUUUUUGACUUGAACAUGAGUAUUAAUUAUUGCUUUUUUUGGUACGAAAACCACUUGUAUUAUUAGUAAAAACUAGUAAAUUAUCAUUUUAUUCGCACAUAUAGAGAAUUAAGUUUCACAAUCAAAUAAAUAUGCGAUAUUUUUAAUUACCCAAAAGAAAGAUAUAUUCUUCUUCAAUUUAAGGGAAUAUUUUUUUUUUUGGUCAUUAGGCCUAUUCUUCUUCAAUUUGAGGGAAUAUAUUUUUUUUGGUCAUUAGGCCUCAUUAGUCAAGUGAUCAUAUUAAAUGAAUUGCAUCAUCUAAUAGACACAAAGAAACACAACCGGAUUGACACAAAAGAAACACCCAAUAUUUACACUUUGGAUCGAUGACAUGGACUCGUCAUCUACAUGAGACAAAAGAAACACACAAGUAAUUACAGCCACAGGAUUGAGCGGGACCUGGAUUGCAAGUCUAUCUUGACUGGUAUUUCUUGCUGUACGAGAGUCCCCUUUUACCAUUUUUCCCGGCGGCACCAAUUUCUGGUGUUUUCCAUCUUCAAUUCCGGCACCGAUUCCUCUUUUUUGGUUUUCCUUUUUCGUUCCCCCUGUUUGGUUUGAUUUGAGUUCGAUUCGACCCUAAAAGAAAAGAGAGAAAUAGCCGGAAAUCAUGGUGUUGGUGCUUUCGGAUGACAUUAUUGAAGGAGAGAUACUCCCACGGCUAGCAGUCAAAACAUUGAAGAGAUUCCGGUGUGUCUCCAAGAUGUGGAGAAACAUUAUAUCCGAUUCUAAGUUCACCCUGUUGUCUGCUCCUAAACGGCAACGCCUUCUGUUGAUUUAUCCUCGCUCCUCAGAUUCAACGCCUGGCGUGAAAUCGCAGUACUUCUACUCAAUCGACGGAGACCUCAAGAUUGAGAAGCUCCCAGAUCCUCAUCUCAUUAUUGAUGAUGAUGAUGACUAUCGGUACGGGCUGUGUUUUGGGUCUUGUGAUGGGCUGGUUAGUUUUUGUGCUGAAUUUGGAUCUGGCGUUGAAAAACUGGUUUUAUGGAACCCAUCCACGGGCUGUUGUAGAACCUUGGAUAAUCUGUACCAAAUGGUGGUUGCAUCCCGCUAUGGAUUUAGUCUAACUGGAAUGUGCUUCGAUAGUCCAUCCAAGGAUUACUUGUUGGUGGUGGUGGCAUUUCCCGAUGAAGAAGAUGAAGUAUAUGUUUAUGUUGAGAGUUUAAAGAAAAAAGAACAUCAAAUAGGGGAGAUGCCUGAAGUGGUAGCAUCAGACAUCUCUUUUCCUUAUGACUUCCCCCAGGGCAGUGGUUCUGGCGUUUCAAUUGGGGUUUUACUGAAUGGUCAUUUGCACUGGAUUGUGGAGAGGAAGGGCGAUCAAUCCAGAUUGAUCGUUUAUUUUGAACACGAGGUGAGCCGCUUUGGUGAAUUAUCCCUGCCUCAGCUUGAAGAAUCUGAUGAUGAUGAUGAUGAUGAUGGUGUCCCUGGUAACUUCUUUGGACUUUGCGUUUUGCACGAUUGUCUUUGUGUGGUUAAUGGUGUUGAGGACUUGAUGGAUGAUUAUCAUUGUGAUGUUUUCAUGAUGAGAGAUUAUGGGAAUCAAGAGUCUUGGGGUAUUUUGUUUUCUGUUAGAGGGCUAAUUAUGCCUCUCAACAUUGGUGUCCCUGAUAAGGUGCUGGUUUUCUCUUCGAAGUUCGGAAAAUUGUACACUUACGACUUAGAAACCGAUGUAAUGAUGGAAAUUGAUUGCCCGCCUUCUGGUUUGCUGCCUAAGUUUGUUGGUGGUGGCAAAGAAAUUCCAUUAUGUAUGGAAAUGAGGAGAGAUCCUCUUCUGUACCUUGAGAGUUUGGCAUCAGUUCACUCUCAACACUGGAUUUGAUUAAACAGAGUGUUUGUGCCUACCUGUUUUGGGGGUUAUGGGAUCAUUGCAAAGGCAUGUUUGCGGAAGUGGUGGUAGUACUAGUAGAAGACAAUCUGCUGUUAAGAUUUGGAACCUAACUUUCAUAUCCUUGUGGGUAGUAAGUAUUAGUAGUAAUAGUAGUAGUAGAAGACAAGUAGAAUUGGAACUUGAAACUUUGACAUCCUUCUUGUCUGUUCUGGUUUCUGAUCAUGGUUCAUGCCAAGUAGAGUGCUUUUCAAGUUUUUCUUAGUCAAUUCUGCUCGUCAUGUCAUGUGUAUUGUUUCUUCAUUACUCCAGAACAUCAAGGCUUCGUGAGUAAAACAAAGGAAAGAACCGCAGCUUCAACAGCCGAAUAAAUUCGGGAAGAAAUCAACCUAAACUAAGGAACGUAAAAAGAUAGUAUUUUUCCGUGAUAUGAUGGAGGCCUAACUUUAAAGUGCGGGUUAUAUGGGAUGAAGGACAGAAUCAGUUCUUCCCUUUUUGAUAUUGAUGCUAUUUUGAGUAGAAAAUUAGUAGAAUGUCAUAUUGCCUUCAACAAAUAAAGUACUCUACAUAUAUCGGAAUGAAGAAGUCCAUUGAUGCUUUCAGUGUACUCAGUUAGUAGUUCGGGGUUUCCAGAGUAAUUAAAGUCUGAAAUAGACCCAGAAAUUCUACCAACAUGGAUUUAAUUAGAACUUCUCUGCAAUAUUCUAUAGGUGAAUUAUCCUGCCUCAGCUUGAAGAAUUUAUGAGCGAAGAUCCAAAGCAAUCAAAGCAGAAAGAACAUAACUGAUAGGCUGAUAGCUGCUUCAUCUUUGGGCCAUAACAACCAAUAUUUGGCUAGGUAAACAUGACGAUGAUCCCAGAACCCAUGAAAGCCUCAUCUUGUGUGCAUUAGCAUCAAACAGCUACACCUUACCACUGAUGCUAUCUUUCAAGAGGUUCUCCAUGGUGGUAGGCAACAGCUUGCAUAAAGAAAUGCUGUUGACAACCAUUCUGGAUUCCAAGUUCUGACACUAAUGUUGGUGAUAGGAUGUACAAAAUGAAACUUUGCAAAAAGGGAUGAUUAAUUGUUACUAUAAAUUUUGAAAGCAUAAAAAGAAUCAAAGGAUUAUUGACUUAUGCAAUGCCUCCUCAUUCAGUUAGCAGGCAAGAAAACAGAGAAAGAUGAAGGAGUGGGGAGGAAAGCUAAAGCAUCAGAAAUCAGUUAAAAAUCACAAACUAUGGAUUACGUUUGUGCUUGCAGACUUUAUCACCUCAUCCAUUCAAUUAAAUUGUAGGGUAAACUAUUCACAUCACCAUGGAAAGAAAAGAAACCAGGAUAUUAAUGUGUGUGCUUGCAAAGACAGAAAAUAUUAAUGAACCAUACCAGUAAGGAUGACUGCCUGAUUGGUGCGUUCCCCAGAGCAUUAUCGUCUUUGUAAAGUAUUAAUGUAAUGAACCAUUAUCACAAUUGCAAAGUCUCAGGAACAUCAAACAUACAGGUCAAAUCAACUUAAUCCGUGCAAGUUUUGAAGAACAAAUCUUCAUGCAUUUUUAAUGUCAGCUCCAUUGGUUGCAAAUCCAAGGCUUUCCAUGCAGCAUUAAGACCCAUCGAGGAGUGCUCAGUCUUGCAAAUGAACCAUGGUCAAAGAUUUUCUCAUUUUCACGAUCUGCUAAGAAAGUCCAUAAUCAGGUAGCAAAAAAU
This is a messenger RNA of Oldenlandia corymbosa var. corymbosa, 3553 nucleotides long. The record is from the annotation of a GenBank genome assembly. NCBI's taxonomy places the organism in Eukaryota, Viridiplantae, Streptophyta, Magnoliopsida, Gentianales, Rubiaceae.